CCACGGCUGCUGGGUGUGGUCUGCGCUGAGCUGCCCGCGGGUUCGGAUAUAUCAGGGUAUUCACAAAAAAGAAAGGGGAUCACUGUCAGAUCUCGGAGCUGCUGGGAUGAAGGACAGUUCACCAGAUCUAACUAAAUUUACCGAGUAGUCUGACGUUCAGAGAUCUCACGACAAAGCCAAGACUAGAACCCAUGCAUGGACCAUGGAAAGGAAUAACGUCAUCGACUUCAAGGCUUUGGAGAAAGAACUACAGGCUGCGCUCAUUGCUGAUGAGAAGUACAGCCGGGAGAAUGCUGCCAAAUUUCGGGCGGUGGAACAGAGGGUGGCUACCUAUGAGGAGUUCAGGCACAGCAUUAAGUCCAUACCCCAAUACCGUUCCUUUGCCCACAGAAGUAUUGUCCUUGCAUCACAUCUGAAGCCACUGGAGCGUAAGGAUAAGAUGGGAGGGAAGAGAACUGUGUUCCGGAACUGUCACACGACUCAGGGAAGGACUUCCCAGGAUGUGGCCACAGAAAUCUCUCAGAAGACACCUCUCCAGCCGGAGACCUCAGCAGAGUUCUAUCGGGAUUGGCGGCGACACUUACAGAGUGGGCCAGAACGCUACCAGGCACUGCUGCAGCUUGGAGGUCCAAGGCUGGGCCAUCUCUUCCAGACAGAUGUAGGCUUUGGACUUCUAGGGGAGCUGCUAGUGGCACUGGCAGAUCAUGUGAAGCCAGCUGACAGAGUGGCCGUGCUGGGGAUCCUGCGCAGCCUGGCCAGCACCGGGCGCUUCACCUUGAAUCUGAGCUUGCUGAGCCAUGCGGAGAGGGAGAGCUGCAGAGGCUUGUUCGAGAAGCUGCAGGCCAUGGGCACCCCAACACCCAUGAAGGAGGGGCUCAGUCAGGGGGAACAGGGCCUGGAGGAGCUGUCUGGUGGGUCCCGGGAAGAGGAGAGGCUUUUGCAGGAGCUGUUGGGGCUGUACCAAGUCCACGGAGAGGACCAGCUGUCCUGAGGCCCCAAUGGUCACUGCGGGCAUCUUUCGGUUGUUGUCUUAGGGUUUCUGCAGGAAUGUAAUGAGAAACCCACACUUAAUUAUUCUCUCAACUUGAGAUUUUGUGAGUAAAAAUAAGAAUCAAGUCUUUACCACAUCUUUAGUACCUUAU
Messenger RNA from Tupaia belangeri chinensis (Chinese tree shrew), 1142 nucleotides. It is a transcript of the gene DNAAF19, whose product is annotated as dynein axonemal assembly factor 19. The transcript is spliced from 5 exons. Gene Ontology annotation, cellular component: outer dynein arm. NCBI's taxonomy places the organism in Eukaryota, Metazoa, Chordata, Mammalia, Scandentia, Tupaiidae. Gene Ontology annotation, biological process: determination of left/right symmetry; inner dynein arm assembly; epithelial cilium movement involved in extracellular fluid movement. The record is from RefSeq and is a predicted model, not a curated record. The coding region runs from base 203 to 991 and encodes 262 amino acids.